GCCCGCCAUUACUGCUCUUGAUCUACGAUCCGCUAAUGAAAAUUUUUAACCCCGUGUCAACUCCUCAAGGACUGCGCGACCCAUGUGCAGUGCUCGAGAGUCGCGGUGCUGACUCUGGCCCGCGAGUCAGUCCAGUCUCCAGUCCCUGGCCGCGAUGAGCCCCCGCGCAUGCGACGCCGACGCGCGCAUCUCCCCGGUCAAUUCCUCUGCUGCCGCAGAGGCACGCGGCCGAAUUCGCCAUCCGUGCAUGCUCUGCUCCAUCAGAUUCAGAUCACGACCUUGUGUUGCGUUAGAUCUGUCGGCGGAGAAUAACCCCUCUUCUCCCCUCUCGUUCUCGAUCGGGGAUCCGAUGCCUCGUCACUCGUGCUCUUCCAGCUUCCUGUUCCUCACGCUCACGACGCCCGCCUGCAUGAGAAAUGAGAUUCUCGCGACUGCCGUCUCCGAAGCCAGAACAUACUAAAUCUCAAGCCUACACUGCGCUCCAAGGCCUGAGGCGGCGCAGUAGUGCCAGCAUGGAGAGGACCGGCGCGCGCAGCGGCAAGCGGUGGCUGCCGGGCCUCCUGCUCCUCGCCGCCACGUCCUGGCUUCUCGUCAUCUACUUCCAUCUCGCCGUGCUCCGCGGCCCGCCGGUCGUGAGCGCGCCGCGCUGGUCCCUCGCCGAGGUCGCGUCAGACGGCGGCGGCGGCGGGGACGGGCAGCGUUUCCUGCUUCAGCAGGAGGAGCGGCUCAGCAAGUUGAUGAAGGCCCCGCCCGCCGCCACGGGCAACGCGCUCUCGGCGGCACGGGACGAGCGGCGACGUCGCGACGACGAAUGCCGGGGGCGGUACGUGUACAUCCACGACCUCCCGCCGCGGUUCAACGCGGACAUCCUCGCCAACUGCCGCAACUGGUACCCGUGGAUGGACAUGUGCGUGUACCUCGACAACGGCGGGCUCGGCCGGCCGGUGGACAACGCGGACGGCGUGUUCGCCGACGAAGGAUGGUACGCCACGGACCACUUCGGCCUGGACGUCAUCUUCCACAGGCGGAUGAAGCAGUACGACUGCCUCACUUCCGACUCCUCCCGCGCCGCCGCCGUCUUCGUGCCAUUCUACGCCGGCUUCGACGUCGUGCAGCACCUGUGGGGCGUCAACUCCACGGCGCGGGAGAAGGACGCGCUGUCGCUCGACCUCGUGGACUGGCUCACGCGCCGGCCCGAGUGGCGCGCCAUGGGCGGCCGCGACCACUUCUUCCUGUCCGGGAGGACGGCGUACGAUCACCAGAGGGAGACGGACUCCGAGUGGGGGAACAAGCUCCUCCGCCUGCCGGCGGUGCAGAACAUGACGGUGCUCUUCGUCGAGAAGCUCCCGUGGAUGAGCUUCGACUUCGCCAUACCGUACCCGACCUACUUCCACCCGGCCAGGGACGCGCAGGUCGUCGAGUGGCAGCGGCGGAUGCGCGCCAUGAAGCGCGACUGGCUAUUCACCUUCGCCGGCGGCGCGCGGGACGACCCGGACUCCAUCCGGCACCAGCUCAUCAAGCAGUGCGGCUCGUCGAGCUUCUGCAAGCUGGUCCAGUGCGGGAGGAACGAGAGGAACUGCCUCGUCCCGAGCACCUUCAUGCGCGUGUUCCAGGGCACGCGCUUCUGCCUGCAGCCGAAGGGAGACACCAUGACGCGACGGUCGGCGUUCGACGCCAUCAUGGCCGGCUGCGUGCCCGUCUUCUUCCACCCGGACUCUGCGUAUACGCAGUACAGGUGGCACCUCCCGGAGGCGCACGACACCUACUCGGUGCUCAUCCCGGAGGCGGACGUGCGCGCCGGCAAUGUCAGCAUCGAGGAGACGCUCCGCAGGAUCCCGCCGGACGUGGCGGAGCAGAUGACGGAGACCGUCAUCGGGCUGAUACCGAGGCUGGUGUACGCGGACCCGAGAUCCAAGCUGGAGACGCUCAAGGACGCCGUCGACGUGACGGUGGAGGCGGUCAUCGGGAGGGUCAACAAGCUGAGGGAGGAGAUGGCCCGUGGGCAAGGGCAUCUGCUGCAAAAGCAAAGCGGGAACGCUGGUGUUCAGCAAACCUAGCUAGGUUGGUCAGAUAGUUAGAUUAUGAGUAUAAUUAGCCCGUGGCAAUGCUGGUUUCUGGGCUUCGGAAAAAAAAAGGACGAUUAGAUAUCAUUCUUGUAGUGAUGAGAUGUCAUCUAAACAAAAAUAGUGACAUGUACAAUAUUAAUGAAGAAAGACGAUUAGACUUUCACCGGACGAAACCAAUCCAGUGUUUCAAUGCGUUGGACACUUGGUAUAGCUCGCAA
This is a messenger RNA of Sorghum bicolor (sorghum), 2284 nucleotides long. RefSeq names its product xyloglucan galactosyltransferase KATAMARI1 homolog. NCBI's taxonomy places the organism in Eukaryota, Viridiplantae, Streptophyta, Magnoliopsida, Poales, Poaceae. Gene Ontology annotation, molecular function: glycosyltransferase activity. The record is from RefSeq and is a predicted model, not a curated record. The transcript has a single exon. Bases 417 to 2057 code for a protein of 546 amino acids.